ACACAAAAAGCAAAUGAAAAAAAUACAAUCCGUAUGUUUUCGCCUCUUGGCCGGAUGUGCAAGAUCGUGACCGUUUACGUAAAUCUCCUGCGACACCGAGCUUGUGCGUUGUUGCGAGCCGCGUCGCACGAAAACAUUGGAGGCAGAAAACAACUGCGUUUGACGAGACCAGCCCGCUGUGGAAAUGCCCGUGUGCAAUUUCUUUCUUCAGGGCCGCUGCCGUUACGGCGACAAAUGUUGGAAUGAGCAUCCGGCGGGGGGAGGCGGAGGUGGAGGAGGUGGAGGAGGAUACAAUAGCAACAACAGCUACAACUCUCCUGCUCAGCAGCAGCCCAGAGGAGGAGGUGGAGGGUUUGGAAACAGAGUUUGGGUGAAUCCUUCCCAGCAAAAAGGAAGCUAUAUCCAGCCAUCAUCUUUCUCCUCUCAUGGAACUGAGGAAUGGGGUCAAGGAGGAAGUGGAGGAGCUGACUGGGGUCGAGCUGGAGCUGGAGGAGGAGGGAAUGACUGGAGCAGAGGAGGAGGAGGAGGAGGAGGAGGAGGUGGCGGCGGGAACGACUGGGGCAGAGGAGGAGGAGGAGGAGGAGGAGGAGGAGGUGGUGGUGGUGAGAAUGACUGGGGCCGAGGAGGAGGUGGAGGGAGAAGAGAUAAUGUGAGCUUCUCGGCUCCAAACAGAUUUUCAACACUUGGUACUCCCAGUACCUUUGAAAGGGGAGGAGGAGGACAGCAGGUGCCAGCCGGUGAGGAAGAUGAUGAUAAAAAACUGGAGACCAUCCAGAUGGACAUGGAUAUUUGGGAGAGUUCGGGGCAGUGGGGCUUUUCGUGUUAUUCUAGCUUCAAGACACCUUUAUCUGGUUUCACUGAUCUCUCACCAGAAGAGCUCAGGCUGGAGUAUUUGUCCAGAAGUGCUUCAGGAGAGGUGCAGAUCUAUGUUAAUGCUAUCAAGGAGUUGAUCAACCAGUGGAGAAGCAGAGUCCAGGAACUGAAGGUUAUGAAUCCAGCCACCCGCACAGCUUUGCUCGCAGAGAUAAACAACCCAGCACCUCAGGCAUCUUCGAGUGACUUUGGUUCAGCUACAGUAUUUGGAUCAGCUACAGACGGCAUGGAAAGCAAAGGCUUUGGGGCUCCAGCACCGGCCGCGUCCAACACUUUCAGCUUUGCUGCUCCGAGCGGUGGGUUCGGUUCCCUGGCGGCACCAGGUUUUGGCAGUGCCUUGGCAGCUCCGACGCAACCUCCCUCCGGGUUUGGUUCCUCCAUUGCAGCGGCUCCUAAUGCCGCUUCCUUCUCCUUUGCUGCUCCGUCCACCAACAAGCCAGCAGCGACUUCAGGAUUUGGCUCUGCCUCAGGGUUCAAUUUCACCUCGACACAAAACGCCGGAGGAGGAGGAUUCGGGAGCGGUUUUGGGAGGGUAGAGGGUUUGGGAAGUAGUGGGUUUGGGAAGACCGCUUCUCCACCUGCAGCAGGAGUGGGGUCUGCCGGUGGGGCAUCGAACAGUCUGUUUUCACAUGAGAGCAAUACGACUCCAGAGGAACUGAAUCAGUUCAAGGCUAAGAGGUUCACUCUGGGCCAGAUUCCUUUAAAGCCUCCCCCAGUUGACUUGCUGGUGGUAUGAUGCAGGUAUGAAAUGUAGAGAUGAUUUAUACAAAGUAAAACAUUUCUUUUACUUAGUGCUUCUGUUUAAACCUAAGUCACUAUUACAUUUUUAAAGAUCUGGCUAAUGUUUAUUAUACUAAUACUUCAGAUAAAUUCUAGCAGGGAAAACGUGCUCCAUUUAGGAUGUUUGUGUUUAUGCAACGCGUGCUUCAGGUACAAUACAUAGUCAAUUUUUUUAGAUGUUGUUUGUCACAUAUACAUAGGUCUAUUUUCGAAUGAUUGUCUUUCGGGAUUGUUCUGAAUCUGAAUUUUCCUUAUUUGUUAAGAGGCUGGUAGUAAACAGAUCAGGUGAUGAGCACGGUUCCUGACGAUUUAUUUGCAUGAAAAUGUGAUCUAACAACUAUAAUACAAUAAAAACAUGCCUUGAA
Cyclopterus lumpus (lumpfish) is the source of this 2018-nucleotide messenger RNA. It is a transcript of the gene nup42, whose product is annotated as nucleoporin 42. Gene Ontology annotation, molecular function: nuclear export signal receptor activity; metal ion binding. The transcript is spliced from 7 exons. The coding region runs from base 185 to 1609 and encodes 474 amino acids. Gene Ontology annotation, cellular component: nuclear envelope. NCBI's taxonomy places the organism in Eukaryota, Metazoa, Chordata, Actinopteri, Perciformes, Cyclopteridae. The record is from RefSeq and is a predicted model, not a curated record.